Messenger RNA from Mycena indigotica, 1443 nucleotides. RefSeq lists its product as uncharacterized. Bases 1 to 1443 code for a protein of 480 amino acids. The record is from RefSeq and is a predicted model, not a curated record. The transcript is spliced from 2 exons. NCBI's taxonomy places the organism in Eukaryota, Fungi, Basidiomycota, Agaricomycetes, Agaricales, Mycenaceae.
AUGGUGGUCAAUCCAGCUAUACAGUCGCGGUGGGCACAAAUACCUCAAGAUGUGUUGGGGGAAAUUUUCUUCGAGACGAUCCCAUACCCCGAGGAAGAACGCUUUGCGUCAGCGCAAAACUUAUACGAAGACCCAACAACUCCAGCUAUGCUUUCUUUGGGCAUCAGCCAUGUUUGUCGUCAAUGGCGGCAAGCUGCGAUUAGCUUCCCCAAGUUGUGGUCUUUUUUGGACGUGGUACAAGUAGAGUGCGAGACAAAAGAAUCUCGGGUGGUGAAGCUCAUGGACACCUACCUGCAACGUUCCGGUAGCUAUCAACUGACAAUUGUACUUGGCUACAACCAUUCCACGCGCCAUACGCUCCUCAAACGACUCCUUCAAGCGUCAAAGCGCUGGGUCACGGUCUGUAUCGACGCAUAUGGCUUGUACGAGUCAUCUCCUACGUCCACCAAUCUUACGAGUGAACAAUGGAAUGCUAUCGAGUUCCCGGCACUUAAAAACUUAGUCGUCUUUGACUUUACCCAGACCUACACGGGAUCCUGCUGCUCCGAGGCGGGAAGCCAACCCAAAGGGACUCUAGUUCAAAAACUUCAAACUUGCGACAUCAUUCGGUAUUACAACUACUGCUCACAUCCCGACUUGGAGUUCCAAGACGACAUCCUGCACUUCGCCGACAAAGCAACGCUCUUGCGGUACGACUUCCGAAAUAUACCUCCCUCCCUGCAUGAAUUGGCCACUGCCACUCUUGACAACCCGGACGGCGCGCGUCAGUGCGGGUUUUCAUGGCCCAAACUCCGGUAUGCGAUGUUGAACAUCGAGUCCGACGACAAUAUUGGGGGUUUUCUGCAUUGGUUUACCUUUCCGGAGAUUCGCGGCUUAAACCUGCGCUUCGGAAGACGCGUGUGGACCACGGACACUGCGCUCGUCGACAUCAAAACAAUUCAGUUUUUGAUUCCCAACUACUUCGCCAACCUGAGGGUACUUCGACUUUGCGGAUAUAUGGACAUGUCCAGCAGAACUUUCACCAUGCUGAUUCCUACUCUUCAUCGAGUCACCGACUUGACAAUAGAGCUGGGACACCGGUCUUCCCACAAUGUCCUCCAACUCGCCAAACUCCUCACUGACACACCGCAUAUACUGGUCCCACGAUUGAAGCAUUUGCGGUUAUUCGCCCACUCCGAGAUCCCUCGUGCUCACGCCGACGCAUUUGCCGACAUGCUCUCUCUCCGUUUCGGAGGCCUCGCUUUGGCCGUUAAAUUGCGGUCAUUCGUCUUGUUUGAAUUCGCUGACAAUCCCACUGCGCCGACCUCACCUCGGACGCUGCUUAACAGACUGACGGAGUUGCAAGCCCAGAACCACGAUAAAUGGGACGUUCGGAUUGAAGUAGCCGAACUCAUUGAUCUAUGGCAAGCACCAUUUGGAGGGGAGUUUCUUCUCGAUAUUUGA